Molecule: messenger RNA, 9097 nt
Organism: Paramormyrops kingsleyae
Lineage: Eukaryota; Metazoa; Chordata; Actinopteri; Osteoglossiformes; Mormyridae
Product: protein unc-13 homolog B-like
Biological process (GO): synaptic transmission, glutamatergic; synaptic vesicle priming; presynaptic dense core vesicle exocytosis
Cellular component (GO): plasma membrane; presynaptic membrane; neuromuscular junction
Molecular function (GO): diacylglycerol binding; calcium ion binding; calmodulin binding
Source: RefSeq, a predicted model, not a curated record
AGAGCGAGAGAGCAGCAAAAAGAGAGAGAUGUAGAGGGAUGAUGAGACUUGCUACAUGUCUGAUGCAGGACGUAGUUUGCUUUCUGCAUGAAAAGAGUGGCUUCUUGCAUCUCAGCCAGCUUUUUUUAAAUUGGCAGUCUAAGGAUUGCUUGCCACUUGCCUUUACUGACCAUGCUGAUGGAGAAAAUAUGAAAGAGAGCCUUGUUCAUUUUACCUGCCUUUCCAUACAAGGCACCAUGGCAUUGUUGGUUAAGAGGAUAUAGUAAAGUUUUCUUAUAAACUUUAUUCAGUUAGGUGAAUUUAUUGUAAUUGUUUUGCCAUCAUGAGCCAUCAGCCAGGGUUGGGCUCCAAAAGCUGUAAUCUGCACCCCAACCAUGAAUUUUUUUACACAAAUCAUUAAAAUACUAAGAGCAAGGAUGCAGGUGUGUAUUUGAGAGUGUCAGAGAAGCACAUGGGCCACUGUUUGAAGGGAUGUUCUCUGGAACCGACUUCAAUGGACAGGAUGGGGCGUGUAUCACUCAACAGUCUGAGGGAAGUGCUUUCAAUACGAAAGGUACACAGAAUCUCAAAGCAACCCAGGAUCCUUGGAGCAAGCAUCACAUCCAGGAAGGGGAGAAAGAUACUGAACUGGACUUUGCAUUAUUAAAUUCACAGACUGAGAAAAACGCUAGGGGGGUCGUCACCGGUGCUCAGUAUUGUUCUCUACAGGGUUCCAAAGAUCAGGCCCUGGGCACUCUUAGAAAAUCUUGUGUAGGGAUGGAGGUUCGGGUUAUGGAGAACUAUAACAAGAUUCCUUGUUUUGUGCGCAAUAAUGGACCAAAAGUAGGUCAUGCUUUUUCUGACUCAGUCAGCUCUAGUUGUUCUGGAGCCAAAGGUGAAAGAUGGGCUGAGAGGGAUGGAAACACCUUUCCCGGUGCUGGUCAUGUUCCGGUCUGCUCCAUAAAUAAUGAUAAAACAGGCACAGUAAAGGAAGAAGAGAAGUGUGAGAAUGAGGAAGAAUCUAGUGCCGUCAUUGAGCACAUACUAAAAGAAUUACGUGGCAUAAAUAAGAUCCAGGAAGAGAUUUCAGAUUUGCGUGAGUAUCUCACAUCAGUAUGGGGUUCUGUUGAUGAAAUAUCCAGCUGUGUCGAUGCCGUUCUCAUGGAAAUUGAAGGACUCCGUUCAGGAUCAAGCACAGGAGCGGGGAGUAGUGGAGAAACUAUCAUAUCCCAAAAACCCAAUAGCCAAAUAGGUUUUGAGGUACAGGAAUCAUGUCAUGCAGUAACCCAGGAACUCAUAAAACUGCAAUCACAGUUUAGUGAAAUGAAUGAACAUACAAAGAGUUCAUCAACAGAGGGUAACUGGUUAGAACCUGCUGGGUCUACGUUUCGGACUUCCUCUGAUGGUUAUAACUUGAUCAAGAUUCCUGAUCAAGAUCCUUCAGAAAAAGCAUUGGAAUUACCAUCUUGCUCGCUGUCUAGAAAAGUCAGCUUUAGUUUUCUAGAAUUUCAAGAAGGCCAGAAAUGCCCAAGCACCAGUUCCCUGUCUUCAAGCCAUAGCUCAAAGUCAAAUGAAUAUUACAAAGGGAAACAUCAUGUAUCUACCAUGAAACCUGACGACUGGAGAACUGUGGGUACGCAGCACAGUGUAAUUAAGAAGACAGAUGGCGACCUUCAACUUUCUUUUCCUCAAAAGAAUAUUACAGAACAAGAGGAGAAUCUUGGAGAAAUGGAUACAUGUGAACAAUGUAAGCGCACAGAACCUGAAAACACCACAGAUCAAUCAUCAGUAUGUAGUCCUGAAUACCUUGUGUUUGAGAGUGAUCGUCACUAUAAUACCCCCGCUGAUUCUCCCAGAUCAGCAAAUUGGCAGGAACUCGGAUAUUCUAACCAUGACAAUGGGGCAUCCACUGACAUGCAGAUAGCAAGUUGUAGUUUUGAAUAUGAUUAUACUGCCAGCUGUAUUUACUCUCCUACUUCUGGCUACCAUUAUCUAGAGACUUACAAUCAAGGAUAUGUGACUGAGCCCUCCAGAAUCCCCAAUCACAACUCGACCAUUUUAGAGUGUGUCGGCUGCCAUGACUGUGAUCUUACACCUGAUGAUCUGGAAGUAGGUAUGGGGCAAACUGUGAACCCAGAGUGGGAAGGACAGUCAAACACCAUUAACACAGUUGAUGCAGCCUUACAAGGAGAGGAGGAAGAAGAAAGUGUCAACUACCUUCCUUGUAUAAAGAAUGAGGAUGAGGAGGCUGAUACAGGAUUCAAUGUGAAAAGGUUUGGAAAAGUGGUGCUAGAUUUUAAAAGUGCCGUUCGUUGUGCUCUACAUAAACUGGAGACCACGGGUCCUCAGUUCUCUGAGGAGGAAAUUGAAAGCAAACUAUCUGUAAGUCCAAGUAGAAGCCUGAUAGAAAUAGACAGCACAGAAAGUAUCCGAGAGGAGGAAGGAAAUAGCUCCAUAGAACAUUUUCCAGAGAUGGACGGUGAAGCCUGUCAUACGGAUGCAAAGCCAAGCCAGCUGGACUCCCUGGAGGAGUGCCCUCAUACAUGUAGGACACAGGUUGGUCUCCAGGGCUCUCCAGGUACUCUUAUCUCUCAUGAAAUGACUGCCAAGAAGCUGGAAGGUACAGGAGAAGCCCAGGCCACUGAGGAACAGAACUCCACCAAAGCAAAACUAUCCGAGCUCUGCACUAGCGAUACAGAACUCAGCCAGCAGGAGGUGCGGCGUCUUAAAUGCAUCAGUAACUUCCAGAAAAUCCUGAAGGAGAAGCGGCAGAUGCAGCAGAAUCUUUCAAGGAUGACCAUGCACACCUUUUCUCAGGAGGAGAGCUUUCCAGAAGGCAGUAGAGGAGUUGUCCAGCAGAACCGUGAAGGUAAUGGCGGCAUCAGCAAACACCCAUGGCUCAAGUCUAGUGGAGGGGAUAACUUUGGGAUUGACAGCAUGCCUGAUCUACGGAAGAAAAGGCCCAUCCCACUGGUCAGCGACUUGUCCCUUGUCCAGUCCAGGAAGGCUGGCAUCACCUCUGCCCUGGCCACAAGGACCUCCCUGAAAGAUGAGGACCUGAAGAACCAUGUCUACAAGAAGACUCUGCAGGCUCUCGUUUACCCCAUCUCCUGCACCACCCCCCACAACUUUGAGGUGUGGACGGCCACCACACCCACCUACUGCUACGAGUGUGAGGGGUUGUUAUGGGGCAUUGCACGGCAGGGCCUGAAGUGCUCGGAGUGUGGUGUCAAGUGCCACGAGAAAUGCCAGGACCUGCUCAAUGCAGACUGUCUGCAACGUGCAGCAGAGAAAAGUUCCAAAAUGGGAGCUGAGGAUCGCACCCAGAGCAUCAUAAUGGCCAUGAAAGACCGCAUGAAAAUCCGUGAGAGAAACAAACCGGAGAUCUUCGAGGAAAUCCGAGACGUGUUUGGUGUUAGCAAACUUGCCCAUGCCCAGCAGAUGAAGGCUGUCAAGCAGAGUGUGUUGGACGGUACCUCAAAGUGGUCAGCCAAGAUCACAAUCACCGUGGUGUCUGCUCAGGGUCUGCAGGCCAAAGACAGAACGGGUUCGAGUGAUCCCUAUGUAACAGUGCAGGUGGGGAAGACUAAGAAGCGGACCAGGACUAUUUACGGAAACCUUAACCCAGUCUGGGAGGAGAAAUUUAACUUCGAAUGUCACAACUCCUCAGACCGGAUCAAGGUUCGUGUGUGGGAUGAAGAUGAUGACAUCAAGUCUAGAGUGAAGCAACGACUCAAGCGAGAGUCUGACGACUUCCUGGGACAGAGCAUCAUCGAGGUCCGCACUUUAUGUGGAGAGAUGGAUGUCUGGUACAACCUGGAGAAAAGGACAGAUAAGUCAGCCGUGUCAGGAGCCAUCAGGCUGCAGAUCAAUGUGGAGAUUAAAGGAGAGGAGAAGGUGGCUUCCUACCAUGUUCAAUACACUUGUCUACAUGAGAAUAUAUUCCACCACUGCACUGCUGUCGAGGGCCAGGGUAUGGUAAAGAUUCCGGACGCUCAUGGAGAUGAUGCCUGGAAGGUGUAUUUCGAUGAGGUGGCUCAAGAGAUCGUGGACGAGUUUGCGAUUCGUUACGGCAUAGAGUCUAUAUACCAAGCUAUGAUACAUUAUGCUUGCUUAUCAUCCAAGUACAUGCUAUCCGGUGUGCCUGCAGUGAUGAGCACACUGCUGGCCAACAUAAAUGCCUUCUAUGCCCACCCCACAGCCCCCACCAAUGUAUCAGCCUGUGACCGAUUUGCUGCUUCCAAUUUUGGGAAAGAGCGGUUUGUCAAGCUUCUGGAUCAGCUGCACAAUUCUCUUCGUAUUGACCUCUCAUCAUACCGUAAUAAUUUCCCUGUUAGCAGUAAGGAACGCCUGAAAGAUCUGAAGUCCACAGUAGAUCUUCUGACCAGCAUAGCCUUCUUUAGGCUAAAGGUGCUUGAGCUUCAAAGCCCACCACGGGCUGGACAGGUUGUAAAGGACUGUGUAAAAGCUUGCCUUAACUCCACCUAUGAGUACAUCUUCAAUAACUGCCAAGAACUCUACAGUCGCGAGUAUCAGACCCCAAUAGACCCUAAGAAAGAAGAAGAGACAGUAGAAGAGCAGGGCCCCAGCAUCAAGAACCUGGACUUCUGGCCAAAACUCAUAACCUUGAUCGUGUCCAUCAUUGAAGAGGACAGGAACACCUAUACUCCAGUGCUCAAUCAGUUUCCCCAGGAACUAAACGUUGGGAAAGUCAGUGCAGAGGUUUUAUGGACACUGUUUGCCCAGGACAUGAAGUAUGCCAUGGAAGAGCAUGAAAAACAUAAGCUGUGCAAAAGUGCUGACUACAUGAACCUGCACUUCAAGGUGAAGUGGCUGUACAACGAGUACGUGAAAGGCCUGUCAGCUUUCCAAGGCAUUGUCCCAGAUUACCCAUCGUGGUUCUUGCCCUUUGUGUUGCAGUGGCUGGCCGAGAAUGAAGAUGUGUCCAUGGAUUUUAUGCGUGGGGCUCUAGAGAGGGACAAGAGGGAGGGAUUCCAGAAGACUUCAGAGCAUGCUUUGUUCUCCUGUUCUGUGGUGGACAUUUUCACGCAGCUCAAUCAGAGCUUUGAAAUUAUAAAAAAAUUAGACUGUCCAGAUGCCACAGUUGUGGCGCACUAUAACAGACAUUUCUCCAGGACCAUAAGUAAAGUGCUGCUACAAUAUUGUGAAGUCCUCACCAAGAGCUUCCCCUCCUACUGUGAAAAGGAGAAGAUUCCCUGCAUUCUUAUGAACAACGUCCAGCAGCUGCGAGUCCUGCUGGAGAAGAUGUUUGAAAGUAUGGGUGGCAAACAGUUGGACCCAGAGGCUAGUAACUUGCUGACCGAUCUGCAGGUGAAGUUGAGCAAUGUUCUGGAUGACCUGAGCAUUAUAUUUGUCAACAGUUUCCAGAGCCGGAUCAAUGGGUGUAUAAGACAGAUGGCAGAGCUGUUGUAUCAAGUGAAGGGUCCCGCUAAUGUCUCCAGCAUGGUGGAGGCCGACUCUGACCACAUACUGCGACCCCUCAUGGAGUUCCUGGAUAGCAACCUCAUGGUGUUUGCUGCUGAGUGUGACAAAACCGUGCUGAAGAGAGUCCUGAAAGACCUUUGGAGGACUGUCGUGAUCGGUCUGGAGAAGAUUAUUGUGCUGCCACAGAGCAACGACAGCUUCGGUGCUCAGAUCCUCAGUGCUGCCAAGGAGCUUGGACAGUUCUCAAAGCUGAAGGGUUCAACUGAAGCCAAAACGCUGUCCUCGAAACAGUGUGCUGUAAUGGAUGUCACACUUGAGACCAUCAAGCAAUAUUUCCAUGCGGGUGGAAAUGGGUUGAAGAAGGCCUUCCUGGAGAAGAGUACUGAGCUGUCCUCCUUGCGCUAUGCCCUGUCCCUCUACACACAGCCAACGGACACUCUGAUCCAAACCUUUGUUACCACACAACACACCCAGGUACAUAAUGGAAUGGGCAUCAGGAUUACAGUCAAUGAGAAAGUAUGGCCUGACCCGGGGCCAGGGGUGGAGCGGGCAGUUGGUGAGCUGUCCAUGCAGGUGGAUAUUGCUACUGGUCCCAAGGAACAAAAGGUCACAGUGAAAGUUCUCGCAGUGAAUGACCUGAAGUGGCAGACCACUGGAAUGUUCCGGCCCUUUGUGGACGUGACAAUUAUAGGCCCCCAUAUCAGUGAGAGGAAACGCAAGUUCACAACCAAGUCCAAGAACAACAGCUGGUCACCAAAGUAUAAUGAGUCCUUUUUCUUCACUCUGGGAAAUGAAGUACGUUUGGACUGUUACGAGUUGCAGGUGUGCGUGAAGGACUACUGCUUUGGUCGUGCAGACCGGGUCGUGGGCAUUGCUGUCAUACAGCUGCGGGAUGUGGCUGACAGACGCAGCUGCGUCUGCUGGUGCCCCCUGGGCUGUCGGAUACAGACGGACGAGACGGGCCUGACGGUUCUGCGGAUCCUCUCCCAGCGAUCCAAUGAUGAGGUGGCCAAAGAGUUUGUCAGGCUCAAGGCGGAGACACGCUCAGCUGAGGAAGGCAGAUGAAGAAGGAAGGUGGAGGGUACUUAGGCACCACAUCUGGGCUGGUACACGAUGAAUGACAGGACUUUGCCCCACACCCCCCCUGCUGGUCUCAGCUUGUCUAAGAAGGGAAGGGAUUAUGGGUAAAAGCUCCUCCCACCUGGCCAUAUUUGCCUUAUUCUCAUUUUUCACUCUUUCUGAAGAAACAACGCGGAAGCUCAGAGUGAAAGCUGACAUGAACUUUAUGGCACUUUUCCACUGCCACCAGGAACCGAGCCGUACCCGAUCUGUCCUCGAACUGAUGGUGUUCGAUUGCAAAGUAUGUGAGCCAUACCUGAGCCAUACCUGUGCUGACAUGGCCCUGCUUAGCGUGACCAAACCCGGCUAGUUGCGUCAGCACCUCCGAUGGGUUGAAAGCACGGAGAUACCACUGAUCUGCGUUGAUAGGCAUGGAUUUUCUGAAGGAAAAAAACAGCAUAUUUUAUAUAUUAUUUAUUUGUGUCGCAUAUUGCAGUGUAUUAAUGCAUUCCUGAUAACUAAUAAAUUAUAAAUACAUUUCCAACCUCCAACUUUAAAAAGUACUAUAGAACAGCUGAAUGAAAUGGAUUCCUAAAGAAAACUUACACAGGUGAAUGCUAAUUUUGUUAGCUUUUGUUGAUAGCAUAACACAGCAAUUCUCAUAGACAUACUACUGAAAAUUAGCAAGCAGUAAACAACAAAAAAAAUCAUGAUGUACACCGUGUGGACAGUAUAUGUGCGGCUCUUCGGUUUUACGUCACUGUCGCACUCCAAACCCAGCAACACCUUUACCAAGCUGACCCUUUUGCAGUGGAAAACCGAAGCUAGCUGGAACUGCGCUGUAAUUAGUCUCUCUUUGCAGCACGGCUCGGGUCAGUUCCAGUGUGCCAGUGGAAAAGCGCCAUUAGAGUCAUGGCCCCUGUAACAGUUCCCUGGUUUGUAGGGAACUGCAUCUUCUCCUCCUAAGUCUCUCACACAAACACACACCUAUCUGGGGUGUUUGUCAGAGCCUAUGAUAUCAACAUGGCCCCCGUUUUCCAGUAGCUGGUGUUACAUCACGCUUAUUUUUAAAUCUAGCAGACACUGUAUAAAUAGGGGUCAGAGGGCGGGGUCAGUCGAUGUCCUGGGAGCAAUUGGGGCUAAGGGCCUUGCUCAAGGGCCCAGUAGUAACGUCACUCUGCCAACCACGGAUUUCAGCUAGUGACUUUACAGUCAUAGGCACAGAGUCCUUACCCACGGAGCCUCUCACCUCCCCAAAAUGCAUACAGUUUUUAAUCAUUCUCCAUGAGAGUAACCUUAAAGGCCACAUUCCUCAUCCUCAUGAGUGUGAUGCAUGUUCUGCACAUCAUUCUUACACUGAGUUUCCAUGCAACUAUAAGCAAGAGAAAAACCUAUACACGCAUAUAAUACAUGAAUGUAAUGUGGAUAUGUUAUUUAUAAGGUAUGUAAAUUACAACAACACAAAGAAUUUGGAUUGCCAGGACAUGAGUGUCUAUAUUUAUUAACCAGACAGUUUUUAUAUCAUUGACCAUGUGUUACAAGCCCACUGGCUCAGUCUCUAUAGCCUUAAGUAAACUAGCUUUUGGGGUUGGGUAGAUGGAAGUAACGAUGAUUUUGAAGGAACAUAUGUCUUUAAGCAAAAGUAAUUCCGUAAGCUGUAAAGAUAAUGUUCACAAUUCUUUUAAUUUUCAGUGAACUGGCAUCUCAUCCGGAAUGUUCCCCUGCCUUGAGCUCAAUGAUUCCUGACAUAGGCUCUAGGCCCUGUACAAGUAUACAUUACAGUGUAUACAUUAUGGAUGGAUGCAUGAAUGGAUGGAUGGAUGGAUGGAUGGAUGGAUGGAAGAUGCUUUUAAUUUCCCCCCCUGUCUUCCUGUUUCUUGGGUAUGUGCGUUUCUGUUUUUCAGGUGGUCUGCUCAAGAUAAAACCGAGUCCAUUUAUAAGAACAAAGACUUUGAUCCGAUCAGCAAUCAUAAGAGGUUCUUUGAAGUAUCAUUUCUGAAGUUUUCUGAUUAAGGGAAAUAUUGUUAUUGACAUUACUGAUAUUGUUAGGAAUGUUUAUUGACAAGAAUGUCUCCUGAUAGUUUAUGCGGUAUGUAUUAUUUAUAUUGUUGUGUGAAAUGUUAUGGACUUACAUGUAAGUUUGCAUAUGUUAGUCUAAAGAGCUAGAAAGACAACAGGCUAAUAUAGUCAGACUGAUAGGAGAGGCAGUCCCAAGUAGUGCAGUGGAUGACAUUUCAGUUUGUCUGCUUCCAUCAUCAUCAUUGUGGCCUUAAUAUUUUAGUUAAAAAUUUAAGAACUCAUUCAAACUUACUAUUAUGUGUAGUAGCACAGUCUCGCCCAGUCUCUUCUUCAAGUGGUGCAGGGGUGCAGGACAGCAGAGUGAGGAUGUAAAAAGAAAAAGAUCCUUAAUACAUUGUAUAUAUUUUGUGACAAGCAGUGCAAAAAUGUGUUUAUAUGUAUUUUUAUAUGUGAAGCAUAUAUCUUCAUAAAAUGUCUAAUAUUGCAUGCACUGUAUAUUUUGAUGUAUUCCAGAGCUUGAUUUGUGAAUUUUUAUGUAUUCUCUAAUGGUGACGAGUAAUGUUAAUGAUAACAUUAGAAUUACACAUCAAAAUUA